Molecule: messenger RNA, 2028 nt
Organism: Funneliformis geosporum
Lineage: Eukaryota; Fungi; Glomeromycota; Glomeromycetes; Glomerales; Glomeraceae
Source: the annotation of a GenBank genome assembly
AUGCCUGGAUAUACUGAUGAUCAACUUGAUACUUUUGAGAAAAUAGUUGAUACCAAUAAAAUUGUAUAUUGUUGGGUGAAUCACAAGAAGAAAAAGCAUGCAGUCGACACCAAACUUUUAAUGAAAGAUCAAACGUUAAAAAAAGUACGACUAAUGUUCAAAGAAGCUUUAGAUUUUACUUCAUCAUUCAACGCUAAUAGAUUAAAGCUGAGAGAAUCACUUCAUCUUACUGAAGGUAUCGAACUUCCAGAGUCUCAGCUUUUGAUAAAUUUUGUUGAAGAAAAAACUUGUCGUCAUAUUAAGUUGAAAGUUUUGCAGCUUCAAAGAAAGCAAUCCGAUAACGGUCUUCAAAUUUGGGAAGAAAAUGUUGAAUUACAAGGUUUAAUAUUUUUGUAUAUUGAUAUUCUAAACCUACCUCUCGGUAAAAGAAUGCGAGCUCUGGCACACCUUGAAAGAGAAGUAUCCAGACUCUCUAUGAUAGAAUCCUCUGAAGCUCGGAAUAAAGCUGUAUCAAAAAGAGAAGAAUUACGUAAAUCCAGCUUAGUCAAUAGGAAUCAAGAAAGUGAGCAAAGUAUUAAAAGAGAAAUUGCAAAAAUUUGGGCAGAAGUUGAUAAUAUGAGUUUAGGUAUGGAGCACUUCUUCCGCGAAUUGGGCAGAAUCUAUAGAAUUUUUUCCGUUCAUUUUCAAUCGCACGAUAUUGUUGUGAAGCUACCUCAACUUUAUGCUGAACUGCUGAUUAGCGGUCACAUUAUAGAGUUGCUUGAUGGUGACACUGGUGCUAUAUCUGAAGCCUGGUUCUCGGCUAUUUGUAACUGCAUCUGUAAAAAGUUUCCAAAGCUUCGAAUUUUUGUGAUCAGCAUACUAGGUCUACAAUCAUCGGGAAAGUCAACUCUUUUGAACGCUCUCUUUGCAUGUAGAUUUGCAGUUUCUGUUGGAUGUUGUACGAGAGGUCUAUUCAUGCGUCUAUUAUUCUUGGAAAAAAAUUUAUCAGAUCAACUCGGUGUUGACGCCUUUGUCUUGAUUGAUACUGAAGGUCUUGGUGCAUCAGAAAAAAUGGAUGAUCCGGAAUCAGAAAAGAAAAAUCGUAUCUUAGCAACUUUUGCAAUGGGCGUUAGCAAUUUAACCAUUCUCAAUGUACUUGGAGAAUCAACCCGAGACUUAACUGAGAUCUUACAAAUGGCUAUUGUGACAAUGGCUCGUCUUGAAAAGGCCGAGAUGGCACCUGAUAUUCUUAUGGUACAACAUAUAUCUGAACGAAAUAAAGCAAAACUUUCUGAACCAGAAGAAAAGUUUCGAAUAGCUCUGCAGGAAGCUUUGAAAGUAGCCGAAGAACAAGACAUUGAGAUGGGAAUUUUCAACACAAAAUGUCUUCAUAUUCUUGAUGAAAGAAUAAAAAAAGGUCAGCUCCUUAAACAAUUUCGACCAUUUAAAAAUGGUGCAACUGUCUAUGCCCCACCUUCAGAGCAAUAUCACGAGGAUGUUGUCAAUUUAUAUGAAUCCAUACUUGCCGAUUGUAAGAAUUCACGAAGAAAAAUUGAAUUUUCUGAAUGGAAUUCAUUAAUUCAAGGUUAUUGGCGAGCAGUUUCUCUUGAAAAUUUUGCUGUUCACUUCAAGAAUAUCAAAGAAAUUUAUGAGUUUAUUGAACUUGGUAAACGAAUUACAAAGGUGAAAGAAACCAUUAGUAGGGCGUUCCUAAAGCAUGAGGAAAGUGUUAUGCAAGAAAUUCGAUCCAAGCUUCAAAAUUGGUCUCCCGAUAAUAGGGCAAACGAAAAUUCACGCCUUCGAAAUGAAUGUUUGAAGUUGGUUGAAUUGGGGAUAGAAGAUGUCCUAAACUGUGAUAACAACUCCAAUUGUGGAGAAUGUAAAAAAGUAAAAAAAGAACGGGUUGAACUGGAAGAGUACCUUAAGGAGAAAGAUAAUGAAAAAAGUGAAACGGAAACUAAACAAACCAUUGAAAAUUAUAUCAAACUUAAUCAUCAAUCUGUAUCCGAUAAACUUACUCGAAUGCUUUCAGCAAUCAUUAUCUGA